UCAAGCUGGGUAACUGUGUAGAAGCCUAUAAGGCUGCGUUACGGACGACAGCCAUCUGUGGCCAGACAGAAAUGGACCGUCGGACGGACGCGGACCGACGGUUAGAGACAGAACGUCGUGCAGCAGAAAUAAAUAGUACAAACACAGAAAAACGUGAUGUUAGCAAAGCGGAACAGUUCAGACAAAAGCGGAGAUGUAAAAGCAUAUCAGCGCCAACCGUUAACGAGAUAGCGGAAUUAGAGGAAAACCUGAAGAAGAUUGACGGUAUAUACAGCCCGUCUGGUCUAGGGAAGACCACCUCUAUUGUAUUCACGCUCCAAAACCAGGUGGGCUGUCUCAUCAAGGCGCUCCGGAUAUUCCAGGAAAAUCAUAUCAACGUUGUACAUAUAGAGUCCCGGAAGUCAAAGAGGAGUGAUUCGGCGUUUGAUAUUUACGUUGACCUCGAAACAGACAACAUUCGCCUGGAAGAAUUAAUCAAGCGACUGAAAAAAGAGGUCGCCAGCAUCAGCUACAACGACUUGCCCGUACCCCCUUCACCCGCCACCUCCAUACGUCUACCACCAUCAGCGGAGGAUCUACUUCUCGUCGCACCAUGGUUUCCCAGGAAGAUUUCCGACCUUGACCAUUCAGCCAACCGCGUCCUUAUGUAUGGGAUUGAACUCGAUGCUGAUCAUCCGGGUUUCAAAGAUAAGGUGUACAGACAGAGGCGGAAAUACUUUGCAGAUAUUGCUAUGGCCUACAAAUAUGGAGAGCCCAUCCCCAGGGUAGAGUACACACAGGACGAAGUCCGUACAUGGGGAACGGUAUUUUCAGAAUUGUUGAAGUUAUACCCAACACACGCAUGUCGAGAGUUCCUUAGAAACCUGCCGCUGCUCAUCGACCACUGCGGUUACAGAGAAAAUAAUCUACCACAACUAGAGGACAUAUCAGAGUUCCUUAAAGAAAGAACAGGUUUCCAGCUGCGUCCCGUGGCAGGGUAUCUAUCAUCACGUGACUUUUUGGCAGGACUUGCAUUCCGUGUUUUCCAUUGCACGCAAUACAUCCGCCAUCGAUCUGAUCCGUUAUACACACCAGAACCUGACUGCUGCCACGAACUGCUUGGUCACAUGCCGCUGUUAGCGGAUCCAAGCUUUGCACAGUUCUCCCAGGAGCUUGGAUUGGCGUCGCUCGGGGUCUCUGACGAGGAAGUACAGAAAUUAGCAACGUGCUACUUUUUCACGGUUGAGUUUGGAAUUUGUAAACAGGAUGGAAACCUGAGAGCAUACGGCGCGGGUCUGCUAUCUUCUAUUGGGGAGUUGAAGCAUGCAUUGACGAGUAAAACUGAGAAGAUUCCCUUCGAACCGACCCGUACAUGUCAGCAGGAGUGUUUGAUUACAACCUUCCAGGACGUUUACUUCUUCACCGACAGCUUUGAGGAAGCAAAAGACAGGAUGAGACAAUUCGCUUGCACCAUCAAACGUCCGUUUGCCGUGCGGUAUAAUCCGUACACCCAGACAGUGGACGUCCUUAACAAUACGCGCUGUAUCGCAUACGCGGUCAGCGAACUUAGGGGAGACCUCUGCAUUGUAUCUGACGCACUCCGUCGACUCCAACAACUCGAGCUUGCCAUGGACGAACAGGAAGAGGCAGAGCGACUGGAAGGAGAGACACCCCGAUGACGGUCUGGCAAAGCAAGAACAAAAGAUAAUGAACGUUAUGAUAAACUGAAGAAAUUGUUUAAAUCAUAUGGAACGAAAAGAAUACAACAUGGUUUAAACUACUAUCUUAAAUACCGUAUAGUUAUGUGCUCAUAUUAUAAAAGACAUUGUGAUUUUAUUUUAUAUGUACUACUAGAUCAGCACGAUACAUGCGUGUAAUGACGCAACUUUCGUGUGCUAUACCCAUAAUCAGGUCUGUUUUUUUCAUAUAUGAUUGACUAUAAUAGAGGGUUAGUGGCGAUUUAACGGAUGGUAUGUUAAAGGAUGACAGAACACCGGGGCAAGUUUUAGCACUGUAGAGACAGAUCUCCAUAGAGUAAGUCCCAAUAAUCUAGUGGCAUCCCCAUCAAAUAAACAGUUCCAUUUCUUAAAUGAUCAUGUUUGAAGUUACGCGUUACUUGUAAGCUUCUCAAGAUACACGGAUUUUUAUAUCACCGUGAUUAAGCGAUUAUCAAUUUGAACAAAAGUAUGAUAACUCAAGACGUUACUUUGUGGUCUGAUAUUUGUUACAGGAUUCCUGAAGGAACAGAGCUAUACGUGGCUCACAAAAUUGAUCGUGUAGAGCCCACACAACGGAAGUUCUUAUCUUUCAAUUUAUACCACUAAUAAUAGCAAAUAGGUUUUCAAAUAAAAAUUAGUUUUCCUGUUUGUUGGAGCUCAGAACUAAGCUUAUUUUUAGUUUAACAAAUUCCACCGGUACGUUUUUAUAUAUACGUAGUCAAUCUCUUUAUCGUGACGAUAACAUUUAUCAUAAACUUAUGUUUGUAAACGUGUGGAAAGAUUAUACUAUUGUAAAGUAGAACCGUCUGAAUCCUUGAUGAAACCCCAUGGCCCCCAUUCAGAGUUCGUCUUUUCUUAAACGUAUACAAUUAUCUCAUUAAAUUAUCAUAGAUUCAAUAUAAUAAAACAUGAUAACCAUGCUACAAAUACACCAGACAUAAAAUGUAUAGAUUUCAAGGCGUAAGAAUCAUUUUCUCGGCUACACAAAUGAUUGCAUUAAACGGAGCUAUGUACUUGGGAAUGGCUGGUUAUUGACUAUGUUAGUAUAUGUUUAGAGAGGAGAGCUAGAGAGUCGCCAUUCAUCUGAUAGUUAUAUAUAACAUUAGAUUAACACUGUGUUUAUGGAUUAUGAAUUUCGGACAAUGGAAAGAUCAGGCCAUAUGUCGUGAUUAAUCAAUUAGCACCACCUACCGCGUUGAUAUAUUGCUGUUAACAGCUUUCGUGGCAUAGAACAGGGGUGACUACCUCCAAUACUGUCGAGCUGUAACAGGUCGCCGACACUCGUCAUCAAAUGCAAUAUAGAUCAAUUAACACUAUCAAUAAGGCGUUGUAUGUGCACCACGUUUUCCGAUAUACAUAACUGCCGUAGCACACGUAUAUAUGAAUAUUAUAUCAUUUCAUCCAAGUUAUUGAGUCUAAUUAUGUUAAUAAAUGUAUAUUCGCAACA
This is a messenger RNA of Mizuhopecten yessoensis (Yesso scallop), 3144 nucleotides long. RefSeq names its product tryptophan 5-hydroxylase 1-like. Gene Ontology annotation, cellular component: neuron projection. The coding region runs from base 72 to 1658 and encodes 528 amino acids. Gene Ontology annotation, molecular function: tryptophan 5-monooxygenase activity; iron ion binding. The record is from RefSeq and is a predicted model, not a curated record. The transcript has 13 exons. Gene Ontology annotation, biological process: serotonin biosynthetic process; aromatic amino acid metabolic process. Lineage: Eukaryota; Metazoa; Mollusca; Bivalvia; Pectinida; Pectinidae.